ACCAUAACUUUCUCACGGCUUCCUCAACCAAAGAGAGUGAGAUGAGAGAUGAGACGCUUCUCCAGUUACUAACUUUUCACUCCUAACACAUCGCAGCUGAGCGCGGUGGAUCAACGGGAUGGAAGAUAAGACACCAAGCCGCUGUGCCCCUCUCCCUCUCUGCGCUCUGCGCCUCCUGGUGCCACCGAUCCGACUGGUCUCGGCGGCCAUCUGGCAAACCGUCCAGCAGAAGGUCGUGGCCGAUUAUGGGAUGCUGGAGGAGUUUGUUUCCGUGGUUACAGACAUCGUUCCAGAGCUGCUCACCCCACGCCAGAGGGCCCAACUCAUCAUGGGCCUCAGAGCGCGGCUGAUCCUGGAGUUAUGUCAGUUCGAAGCUACUGCCGACAUCGGGCUCGUCCAGCCGCACCUGGACCGAGUGCAGACGCUCAUCGAGACGUGGGUGAUGGAGGGAUGUGCCUCAAAUAUGAAAGUGCCACAUUCUAAAUUCGUGGAUCUAAUCAAGGACUUGCUGAAAAAUCGUGACGCAAGAGAACACUUCUUUCAGGAAGUUUUCCCCGUAGAGUUCGGUCCCACUUAUGACGACGCACUCCACGACCUCAUGUGGUUGUUUCUGUCCCGGCUCGAGCGCUUCCUCCCUUUCCAAACCUUCCAACAGGUGUCCUCCAUGUUUGGCGAGGCGUCGUCGGUCCUCGAUGAGUGUAUGGACUCUGUGUCUCGAUGCCAGGAGCUGAAGACCCUGCUGCAGUAUCAGAAACACGUCCACCAACUGGAUCCCGAUGAUGGUUCCUUGGACGGGUCCUGCAUUAUUUCCGCUCUCAAACUCGCCCUCGAAGAAAGAACUGCGACCGAUAAACCACGAGCUGACAUCUCGGAUAACACGCCAUCCGAUGUGGAGGCGGGCUCUUUGACAUCAGCCACAGCAGACCAGACGCAGGUGGAUGAGACCAGUGUGACUCCUGGGGCAGAGGGAGCGGCGGGGCGUCCGGGAGGCGCUCCGAGCCGCGAGGAGAACGCGGUGCUCGCUGAAAGCCGGGCGCAGAAGCCGCCUGGGUUUGUCAAACAGUGCCGCGUUCAGCUCAAACGACUGGACCUGCCGCCGCUGCCGCCCCGCCGCCGCCCCGCGAGACCGAACCGAGGCCUGAGGAUGGAAAAGAUUCUGCUGGAAGAGAAACGAGGUCUUCGUGAAGAGGCGGUGAGGAAAGCAGAGCCCGGCGGUCGGGCUCGUCCACACAGCGACGAGCCGGUCGGCUCCUCCCACAUGGCUCCCGUCGACAGCGACGACUCGUGGUCCUUCUACUCCGGCGAGGACUCGUGCCGCGAGGCUGCAGGCGGUGUCAGUGCGGCGGAUUCGUGGUCCGACGACUCGGGUGACGGCUCUCCGUCGGUGGCUCCCGUCGGUGGCUCUCCUGAGGGGGGUUCGAAUGACCCUUCCUUUACGGGUCCCAAGAAGGUAUCGGCUUCCGGCAGAAAGCGCGGCGUCGCCGCCGUUCCCAAAAAGACCCGUAAAGCCCAGUGUUGCAUCUGCAACGAGGCCGUGAGCGCGGGCCUGAGGACCCACAUGGAGACCCACUUCCCCUCCGGCGACUACGCCUGCCCCCGCUGCGACAGCCGCUUCAAGCUGUUCUCGUCGCUGAGGCUGCACGUGAACCGGACCUGCUUCGAGCACGGGCGGCGGGGGCGGCGGCGGCGGCGGGCGGAUCCGGCCGCGCCGCUUUUCGAGUGCGACGAGUGCGGCGAGGCCUUCGGGUACGGCGUGUCCCUGGAGAGGCACAAGCGGACGCACGACGGCCUCUACUGCGAGGUGUGCAGGAAGGUGCUGCGGGACCCGGCGACGCUGGCGCGGCACAAGUCCUCCCACACGGCGUUCCAGUGCAACCGCUGCGAGGAGACGUUCGCCCUCUUCAAGCCGCUGCUCCGGCACUGCGAGAACGUCCACCGCAUCGGGAGGCCGUUCCAAUGCAACUACUGUCCCAAGGCCGUCGGCAAGCUGCGCGCGCUGAUCGCCCACGAGUGGAAGCACACGGGCCACCUGCCGUUCCGGUGCGCCCUGUGCAGCGCGAGGUUCAAGAGCGACGCGGCGCUCGCCUCCCACCAGCUCGUCCACACGAGGGAGAGGCCCUACCUGUGCGCCGAGUGCGGCAAGACGUUCUCCCAGAGGUCCAACCUGCUGCGCCACCUGACUUUCCUUCACAGCGAGGCUCGAAACGGGAAGAGUUACUCCUGCAGAGAGUGCGAGAAGUCCUUCAAGGACAAAGGGGCCCUGAAGACGCACCAGAAGGCCCAACACCGGCGCCAGCGGCUCCGCCACCCGUGCCCUUCCUGCGGGAAGAUGGUGUCCGCGUCGUCGAUGGCGAGACACAAACUGAUCCACACGGGCGAGAAGCCUUUCGGAUGCACCGCGCCCGACUGCGACAAGGCCUUCAGGUCGGCGUCCGAGGUGAAGCGGCACGUCCUCGCGCACCACACCACGGAGAGGCCGUUUAGAUGCGACGCCUGUGGCAAGGGCUUCAACAGGGCGUGUUACCUCAACGCACACGCGAAGACGCACUCGGCGGAGAAGCCGUUUGUGUGUCAUUUCUGCGGCAAGGCGUUCCCCAAGCGCUACAACAUGCAGCGGCACAAGCAGCUGGUCCAUGCAGCGGUAACGCAUUAGCCCCGCCCACCCGCUGUGCACUGACCAGUGAUUCAUUCACUUUAUUGACUUUUACAAACUGGUUUGUAUUGAGACGUAAUGUUUUUAUUAAAGCCUUAUCAAGAAAAACUUAGAAACCAUAUAUUUGAAAAUGAAAUAAAAAUACAAUGUACAUAA
Molecule: messenger RNA, 2809 nt
Organism: Pseudoliparis swirei
Lineage: Eukaryota; Metazoa; Chordata; Actinopteri; Perciformes; Liparidae
Product: zinc finger and SCAN domain-containing protein 2-like
Exons: 7
Coding region: 119-2653 (844 amino acids)
Source: RefSeq, a predicted model, not a curated record